AUGAAAACGGUAUUAUUCUGGCUCUUCGUGUUGGUGGUUUGCACUUAUUGCCACGUUGACUUUAAAAGUAUUGGUCGUCAUGCUUGGCGUUGUAAAGCGGAGAAGCUUAAUAAUCGCGAAAGUGUUAACGAAAGAAACGAGCAGCCUACGCUGAUUGAUCGUAGUUCAGUGCAAGAAACGCAUAAUACAAACGAAGCUGUUUUGAGAAAUCAAGGUAGAAUUUCAAAUGUUGAUGGUGUCCAUUGCUGUUGUGGGAAGAAAUGUAAAAAUUUUAGAGGUCUUAAAACCCAUCAAAGAUCGUGUCCAUUUGUUAAAGGUAUGAAUGAUGAACUUUUGUUUGAGGAGAGUGAAGUUAACAAUCUAGACGAUGAUUUAUCUGUCGAACUUGACGGCCUUAUUUUGGAUGAUACUCCUGGUCUUAAGCUGGAUGUUAAAUUGCCUAAAAACGAAAGUCAAUGGAGGGAAGCGGACUUGUAUUUUAGAGCGGAAUUACCAAUAUGUGAUGUCAACGAAAAAUCAAUAAACGAAUGUUCGAUCAAAAUGUCAAAUUUAGUCUAUGAUUAUUUUGCUGAAAAUUUCGGGACAGUGAAUAAGAAAAAUGCUCUUGACGAAGAAUUUGACAAGAAGUAUGCUAAUUAUACUAAGCAAGAGUUGAAACGUGAAUUGAAAGCAUUGAAGCAUCAAUAUAUCACUGCUGUGAAUAACAUUAGGUACGUUUUAAAACUAUUACGUAACUUAGCUUCGAAAAAAGGAUCUUCCUCCGGUUUAAAUUCCCUCAAUGAUGACGAAGAAAUUAAAAAAAACUUUUGGCGUUAUACGAAAAUGAAACUUGAUUUUGGAAAGAAACUUUUGCCGACCUUUAACUUGUCAAGCUGUACAAAUUACUUUAUUACCAUGUGGAAACGUUUAUUGCCCACGCAUACUUUCACAAUACCUAACUGGAUACCCUCAUUAUCGACACCUACGCAUAAAUUUAAUUCAGAUCCUCCUACUUAUGCAAGAAUAACCUCAAUUAUUAGAAGAAUGAAAGCUAAUGGCUCAGCUUGCCCGUUGGACCAAUUUUCUAUAAUCCCGUUAAAAAAAUCUGCAUACCUUAGAUCGUAG
Messenger RNA from Paramuricea clavata, 1104 nucleotides. Lineage: Eukaryota; Metazoa; Cnidaria; Anthozoa; Malacalcyonacea; Plexauridae. The record is from the annotation of a GenBank genome assembly.